Molecule: messenger RNA, 675 nt
Organism: Ostertagia ostertagi
Lineage: Eukaryota; Metazoa; Nematoda; Chromadorea; Rhabditida; Trichostrongylidae
Source: the annotation of a GenBank genome assembly
AGGUUGCGUUGGGUACUGUAUUCUGCGAUCGUUUCGUCAUGUUUCGCCGUCAAGUGUUACGAUUGUUAUGAUACUGGGCCGGAUCAUGCCGCGUGCACGAAAGAGAGAAGCUGCACGGGUCUCGCCUGUAUGAUAUUUGAUGCUGGCGAUGGCAACAAUACAAUGACUGCUUUCUGUUUGCUAGCGAUGAAAGACGAGAAUAUAAAGCAGAACGCAGGUUGUUGGCUGGAACCGGAUGGUCGAGGACGACACUGUAUGUGCUAUACGGACUUCUGCAAUCGACUCGUGAACAAAAGCAAAGAAUCAGAAAAGCCAAUUUAUACCGCUAACUACCCGAAUGCUCAAAAAUUUCUAAAACAUACCAGCUUCUGGCAAUUAUACAAAGACCACAACGGGCGACUCUUCGCGAGCAAGGUGACGGAAAGCCGUUCCCAUGCCAGAGAACGUUCAUGUUACCAGCUGGAGUAUGAACGGCAGAUCCAACCGAACAUGCUGGAAGUGAACAUGACGAAUGAAACAGAUCUGGUUCCGAUCGAUUUCGCUGAGUACGAUCGAGUAUGGCACGAGAGGAACGAGAAGGAAAUCACAACGCGCAGUCCUCAAGACAAGAUUCAGGAGAGGGUACAAGACGUUGCAUCUUCUGCACGUCUGCCAUCUUGGAUGCUGAUGACGAUG